CUAGGCUCUUCAAUUAACAUUUUACUAAACUUGUUUUAUAACAUAUCUAUCCCUCCCUCCCUCCAUCCAUACAUUUAUCAAUGCAUCUUAUUUUUGAUACAUUUUCAAAUUAAAUUGCAGACAUCAGGAUGCUUUCCCUUAAAUACUUCAGCAUUAGUGAGCAUUCAGUAUUUGUUUACAAUUCUGUUUUUAAACUAUUUAAGUAAAAUUUAUAUUCAUCAAAAUGCAUAAAUCUUAAGUGCAUACCAUGUGAAGUGUUUUGCCAAAUGCAUAAUCCAACCCCCUAUCAAGAUGCAGAACAUUAACAUCAUUCUAGAAAGUUCUCUCCUGCCUCUCCUGUCAAUGCCCACUUGCAUUCCCCCAGGGGCUAACACUGUUUUUAUGAGUUUUAUACCAAAGAGUAAUUUUGCCUGUUCUAGAAGCUCAUAUAAAUGGAAUCAAAGAGUUAUACUAUUUUGAGUCUAUUUUUGCUCAAGAUAUUUUUAGGGUUCAUCAUGUGGUUGUAUGUACCAGUAGCUUGUUCCUUUUUAUUGCUGAGUAUAGUAUUCAUUGUAUGAAUAUUCUAUAGAGUAUUUAUUCUUUUGUUUUCCCUAGGCUGUUUCCAGUUCAGGGCUAUUAUGAAUAAAGCUUCCAUGACUAUUCUCCUACAAAUAUCUUUGUGUAUAUAAUUUCAUUUCUCUUGGAGUGGAAUUACUAGGGUGGUUGUAUGUUUACCUUUAUUAGAAACUGCCAGACCUUUUUCCAAAGUGGUCAUAGGAAUAGUUUUUCAACAUCUUAAUUAAUGUAGCCACAAACAACUAAAAUUUACUGAGUUUUCUGUUUGUGCUGAGCACAGAGCUUUACUUGAAUACCGUAUUUCACCUGAUUCUUAUAGCAAGCCUAUGAGGCAGAUAUUAUGCUUCCUAUUUUACAUGGGAGAUAAUUGAGGCACAGAGAAUUAAAUAACUGCCCGACAUCACACUGCUGGUAACUGGCUGAGCUUGGAUUUGGAUAUAAGCAGGUUGGACUCCAGCUCCUAUGCCUCAUGCCUCCUAGAAUAUAGUAGUAAAAAAAAAAGUGGCUAUUUCUUUUAUUAGUAAAUGAAUUAACUUUCUAAGAAUGAAAAUUGGUAUGGUAACCAAUUUUAACAAGAGAUAACUGGAACAAGAGUAAUGAGAUACUGUGUUCAUCAAUAAACACAAUAUAAAUGUAAAUUCUUAUCCAUUAUUUAGAUGUGGUCUGUAUGGUUAACAGGGAGUUAGAAAUUUCAUCUAUGAAGGUCUCUUUAUCCUCCUGAAAGAUUUUCAAAGUUAUCUUCGAAGAGGCCCCAUCUCUCCAGCCCUGCACAAUCUAUGUAGCUUCCCUAGAGAACAAGUGAAGGGCUAAACUUCAGAGUCUCUUCUUUGGGCAGGUUAAUAAGGGCGUGAUGUCUCCUCUCUAAUCAAGACAGGAGCCUGAGGCUUUACUGGAGAGGUGUCUGUAAGCUGUAAUGAGGUGGGGAGGCGGAAAGCGUUCUCUCCCACACCUUUUCUAAACUCAUAGCUCAGUCUUUGUUUUGGGCUGUCUCUAGGACACCUGAAGUGAGGAGGAGGACCAAAGGGAACACACAUAUUCUUUUGUGCUGAGGGUCCACCUCUCAUCCAGGACUUUGACAACCUAACCUCCUUUUCUCAUGUUUGAAAAGCUCUCUACACCAGAGGAAGUUUCAAAAAAGGAUGUGACAGAUUGGAGUUGUUGGUUAGAGAAGGCGGGGAGUCCCUGAGUCUUCUGAAAACAGCAAAGCGCACCGGCAGAGCAGGAUGAGUCACGGGCAUAGGUGAGGGACUUGGACUCCUCUGUCUGGGAAAACGCUGCGCUCGCUCCUCCUGCAGUGGCCUUGGCAGGGUGUUGGAGCCCUUGGUCUGCCCGGUCUGGUCUCUGGGGCCAGGGCUGGGUUUCCCUCAUGUAUGGCAAGAGCCCGACUCGUGUGGUGCUGCUUCUCCUUGGCAUACAGCUCACAGCUCUUUGGCCCAUAGCAGCUGUGGAAAUUUAUACCCCCCGGGUGCUGGAGGCUGUUAAUGGGACAGAUGCUCGGUUAAAAUGCACCUUCUCCAGCUUUGCCCCCGUGGGUGAUGCUCUAACAGUGACCUGGAAUUUCCGUCCUCUAGAUGGAGGGCCUGAGCAGUUUGUAUUCUACUACCACGUGGAUCCCUUCAAACCCAUGAGUGGGCGGUUUAAGGACCGGGUGGUCUGGGAUGGGAACCCUGAGCGGUAUGACGUCUCCAUCAUCCUCUGGAAACUGCAGUUCGAUGACAAUGGGACAUACACCUGCCAGGUGAAGAAUCCACCCGAUGUGGACGGGGUGAUAGGGGAGAUCCGGCUCAGCGUCGUGCACACUGUUCGCUUCUCUGAGAUCUACUUCCUGGCUCUGGCCAUUGGCUCUGCCUGUGCAAUAAUGGUCAUAAUAGUAAUUGUGGUGGUCCUCUUCCAGCAUUUCCGGAAAAAGCGAUGGGCUGAAAGAGCUCAUAAAGUGGUGGAGAUAAAAUCAAAAGAGGAGGAAAGGCUCAACCAAGAAAAAAAGGUCUCUGUUUAUUUAGAAGACACAGACUAACAUUUUUAGAUGGAAGCUGAAGAUUUCCAAGAACAAGAACUCUAAUAUUUCUUGAAGUUAAUGGAAGCUUUUCUUUGGCUUUUCCAUUUGUGACCUGUCUUCCAACCAAUUCUGCAGCACAUAUCCACCUAGAUAAGCAACAUUCCUCUAGAGCCAGGGUAGAGUUAUUCUCGGGCAGGUACCGCCAGAUUCACACACAACCUCAUUAUUAAGGUUUUGUUUAAUUUCAGAGUGCAGAUAUUUUUCAAAUGCUCAUUAGCUUUUGUAAACUAAGAAACUACAUUUUUGCCCUUAAACACUCCUUAUAGAUUAUGACUUGUAUAUACAUGUAUUGGCAUUAAAAGGGAUAGAAGCCAAAUUGUCUGUCAUGACAUUUCCUUUCACAUAUUAGUUUCUUUAGAGCAGCACUCUUAUUGCUAAAGUUAAUGUGUUUACUCAUUUCUUCCUACAUUUGCAAAUAAAAGGUGAGCUAAGUCUCCCAGCUGUUUUUGAUUAACAGUAAAUUUUAAAUUCAAACUGUUAAACAACAUUUUGAUUUUUAUGGCUCCCCUUAAGUAUGGUACGCAUCUUGUAUUGAAUUUCUUUUAAUAUCCCAGGUGAUAGGUUUUGCUGCUGUUGUCAAUUAAUCCAAGGUUUACAAUAGUACAAGGCUAAAUCAUAAGUAACUACAAAAGGUCACAUAAAUGCUAAAAGACUGGCAAAUGCCACCUCAGGAUGUUACCUUUUUUCUAUGUUGCAAAAAAUAAUCAACAGUGUAUGUCUUCCAUGAGCAGUGAUUGACUGUUUAGCUUACUACAUUUUCCCCCCAAUUCAAUGAUCUAUAACAACAGAGCAAAGUCUAUGCUCAUUUUCAGACUGGAAUCAUUAAGCAGUUUACCGUAAGGAUUCUGAAAUAGCACAUUACAAUUUUGAAAAUUUAGGGUUGGUGAAAAAAAUCAACCCUAAAUGAUAGCUUUGUACAGUAUUAUAUAAAGCUCUGAGACCUGAAAGACAUUAAGUUUUUUCUUCUUUAUUUUUUUGGUUGUAAUUCACUUGCUUAUUUUGCAGGGAGGGGGAGAAUUUGGUAUGCAGUAAAGAAAUACCAAAACUACUUAAACUGAAUGAAACCAACUUUAUUCUUUCCUCCCUUAUACUGGUAGAUAAAGCAAACUCUAUAAGUAAAUAUGGAAGGAGUGUCUUUUAAAAAUUGUGUUUUCUAGCGUCUUUCCAAAUUUAAGCUACAGUAGCAUUUGUUCAAAGGAUAGAAAAUGUCUAAAAGUUUAGGCUCAAGAUCAGUCUUCACAACCUGAUAUCUUCAGACCCAUCAACUGGGCUGCAGAUGUUACUUCUUUUAACAAACUGGAAUUUUCAAAUAGAUUAUCUGUAUUUAAAGUUAAUGGACCUUAAUAUUUUUCCAGUACUAUUUUUUAAAAGUUGUUAUUAUUUACAUAGAAACCUUGAUUCUGAAAUUCAUUGCAUACCUGUCUCAUUCUGACUUUUAUACUGUCUAAAAAAGUAAAGUUUCAAUAUUCAGUUUUAAAACUAAAAAUUAGAUUUGAAGUCUGUAUUACCUCUAAUCCACAUCUUGUAUUUUUCUUCAAAAUUCAACCUUUGAAAAUAUAAUAACUGGAUAUUUCUUCAAACAGAUGGCCUGGAGGAUGUUCCAUAAAUAUAAUGAAGAAUUAGUUAAAACUCACAGACAGUUUUUCCAGGAAAACCUGUACUCUGUGUCUUGGCUAAAUACUCAAGGGAUAAUACAGUUUGUUGUUUAGUGUAUCCUUCCUAAAGAACACUUUUGUAUUGUAAUUUAUUUUUUAUUAUGCCUUAAACAUUAUGUAAAUAAAUCUUCGGUAAUAAAGAAUUAUCAAUUAUAUAA
Molecule: messenger RNA, 4424 nt
Organism: Microcebus murinus (gray mouse lemur)
Lineage: Eukaryota; Metazoa; Chordata; Mammalia; Primates; Cheirogaleidae
Source: RefSeq, a predicted model, not a curated record